This is a messenger RNA of Rhizopus microsporus ATCC 52813, 1901 nucleotides long. RefSeq lists its product as uncharacterized. The record is from RefSeq and is a predicted model, not a curated record. Bases 62 to 1759 code for a protein of 565 amino acids. Gene Ontology annotation, cellular component: NELF complex; nucleus. The transcript is spliced from 9 exons. Gene Ontology annotation, biological process: negative regulation of transcription elongation by RNA polymerase II. Gene Ontology annotation, molecular function: RNA binding. NCBI's taxonomy places the organism in Eukaryota, Fungi, Mucoromycota, Mucoromycetes, Mucorales, Rhizopodaceae.
CUCUCUCUUUCUUUCUUUCUUUCAAAACUUUUUUUUUUAGCACGCGUCUGAUUAUUGAACAAUGCAACAGCCAUUGAGAAUCUCUACUCCUGAAGAACAUCAAAAGGCUUUAUCACAGACUGAUGCCAUACUCGAACAAAAUAUAUACAACGAUGGCAUCCUUGAAUAUAUAAAUCAUGGUGGAUCUCCUUUAGAAGCUGUUAAUUUAUUAUCAGAAUCUUACCUUGGUAUUCCUUCCAUGUGUAAUGUAACAGCUGCUUCAGUAGACAGCGUUGGUUUGGAUAGUGGCAGUAUUCUUAGAAGAGCUAUCCGACAACAGUUGAAAGAACGCUUUGAUCCUAAACGCUGUGAUGACUUUUUUAUGCGCGAUGAGAGUCAUAUCACGUUUGCCUGGUUAGACGUGCUCAUUCAAGACUCACACUGGAGACAGACAAUGUAUGAGCUCUUGGAAAAGUACCCAAGCUGCGCUUUCUUGAAUUUUGCUAUUCUAAGAAUGUCAGAGACUGGAUAUAAACAGGAAGUUGCUAGAUUAAGAACAGCGUCGACUUUUGUUAAAGUGUAUGAUUUGAUCUUUGAAGAUAUUUUAAAGGAAAUGAUGACAAAGGAUGAUGUAGACAUUGAGGGUAUUGACCAUGAUUUAAAGAAAGUAUGCUGUGGAAGACAAGAAACCUACAUCUACACCCAACUACUAAUAAAGAGAUUACAAGAUGAAUUCGGUAAAUUUUCAUUUACACGGUUAAAGAGAGAUUUGGAGUUAGUAUCCAUAAGGAAUGGUAAUAGAACCUUUGUUGAACUGUUGAGUGCACAACUCUCGAAUGCACCUUUGGAAAUAUCAAGGACAAUCGCUACGAUCUUGAAUAGUUCUCAUAUGACACCAGCUGAUCUAAUAACAUUAAAAAGACCUUAUCUUUCAUCAAAUCCACCAUCUGUUCAUUACUUGUGCAAUUACGAUCUAAUGAUUAAACUACUCAAUGCGUUAUAUGUUCCACAGCAUGGAUCAGUCAUUAGAGCAGAUAUGGUAGAUGAUGUAACCUUUUUACUUGCUUGUGCAUCAACUAUGAAUGAUGAACAGUUGUUACAGGCACAGCAACAAGAGAUCACAGAGGUUCAAUUUGUACUUAGAGAGCUCUAUACAGCAUUAGCGCCCAAGACAAGUGUAGGUAGCAUCACAGGAGUAACAAAGUAUAUCGUGAAUGCCUUAAAAUAUCCAAUAAGCUCCAUGGGACUCUUACUUUGGAUUGAAUACAUGACGCUGGAAACUAGUUACUUUGAAAAUUAUUUUCGUACUACGGAAACACCUAUUCUCCAUAUUGUUCUGGACGAGAUAGCCAAUAGACACAAAUUACAGCAACCUAUGGUAUUUGAUGUUAUUAAGAAAUGUAUAAAGCACAAGUAUAAUCAUUUUGCUCCUGAAAUUCAAAUGGCUCUGCAAAGGACUUGGGUAGACAGAAUGCUUUAUCUUGUACAGUUAAAUUAUACAACUCCUGUAUUGAAAUACUUUGAAAAAGAGGGGAAAGAAUUGGAUAACAGUAUUAUUAUUCAUUUCGUAAAGAAAUUGUUAAAAUUGACUCAAGGGCCUUACAGCAUAGCAUUUACUGAGCAUUUAAUAAACAUUAUUGGCCUUCUUGGCGAAAACUUGGCGUUGAUUAAGGACAUUCAAAAAUCUCUGAAUGAUUUCUUUGAACAAGUCAUCAAUGGCCCUUAUCCAAUAGACGAAAGCUUACAACAAAGCAUUAGAGCAAUCCGUAAACAUUUUUAAUCACUUCCCCCUUUUUUCUUUUAUACAAAAGACAUUCCAAAUUGUUUAUAUUCAUAUCAAUCACAUAUAAAUAAAGGAUAUGAAGGAUAACUGCUUUAUGCAAUCAAGAAAAAAAUACCAAUCCUGUUUAGCAGACAAAGAG